AUGGCUAGAGGUAACAAUCAUCGCGGACGAGGCAACUUUCGUGGUUCACCGCGCGGGAUCCCGUCUUCUGGACGGGUACGUUUUUUCAUUUCCUCUACCAACGACUAUCCGAACUUCCAGCCGAUGGUGCCGUCUUGGUAUUGUAAUACUAACAGGGUUGCAGAUGCUCCACCGACUAGGGGUGUAAACAGCCCAAGAGCAAGGGGUCGAGGAAGACCCAAUUACUCAAGUCCCAUUUCAGGCAUAGCGAGCCCUAGAGAGGGUGCUGAGACACCCCGGGGAAGAGGCAGAGGUCGUGGCAGAGGUAGAGGUGAUACAGGAGCCUUCUCUCCGUUCGAGAGUGACCGUGGCCGUGGCCGGGGUGGACGAGACGGCAGAGGCGGGAAGAACUUCGACGUAAGACUGCGUACUGGAGCACCCUUAUCGAAGCUUCUCUACGAGGACAGGCCUCUGUUGAAACCUAUCACGUUCGUGCGAUCUGUAUUCACCGCUGUACUAUUUAAGGAGGAGGAAGACAUCCUACAGCCAAUUGUUGAACCAGUUGCUGACGAUGAGAAGAGCCACGUUCCUACCGCAGACCAAAUCUCGCGCGUCUUCAGCGAAGCGCAAGACGAGGCCUCUGCCGGCGACGAAUCUGGUGAAGAAGAGCAAAUAGAAGAAAUAGACUUCGCGGACGUCGGCAAAAUUCAAGCUGAAGUUGAUGCUACUGCAGCACUGCUUGCAGCCGGGCAGCAGCCGAGGGCCCCGGCUGAAGCUUCCGAAGUCGCGGUUGUAGAAGAGAAGUUCACAGGGUUCUGGGUCGACACCACACCCACCCCCGUAGCCAGGCAAACCACCAGCGAAACAGUCUUGGUUGAUCGCGUCAAUGGUGUCUUAGGAGAGUGUCCUCCUGAUGACGAAGAAAUCAUUGUAUAUGUCGCGCCUCAUCCCCGAACUGGACGCAUAACACCCGCUCCACAACAAUCCUUGACCCACCCUAUCGAAGAAAUGCAGACAACAUCGGUCAUUACGGGCGUCGAAAUUUCUGAGACUCGUCGUGAAGACAUCGAGAUUUCCGAGACUCGUGAAGACGUCGAGCUCGCGGAGCCCCCCGCGUCAACUGCAGAAAGUCCGCCCGGCGAGUCCUCGGUGGCCCCACCCCCGCCGGACUUCGAGGCUGUCUCGUUCUUGUUUGAGCAGACGCCUCGGAAACGACAGACUCGCAAGGUGUUUCCCGUCGGGGGGCCACGCUCCCUGCUGCAGCGGUCGAAGAAGGCGCGGCGCAGAUCAUUGCGGGGCUUUGGUGCAUUUGGCGCUAUGCGGGAGGAGGCGCGUUUACGGGAGCGGGACCCGCGGGAGAGCGAGCAGCGGAGGGGGGACUCGGACGUCAACUGGGGCGACUCAAGCGACGAGGGGAUUGAGGAGCUUUCGAACGGCAUCGGGACCAUGGAGCUCGAUGAGGGGAUCUCCCUGAAUGCCAUGAGGAGCUUCGUGCAAAGCAUGAGUGCGGAUGGGUCAAGACACCUUACGAUGGACGACGUUGCAGACAUGGAGCGAAUCAAAGCAGAGAAUGAGGAAGCUGCAGGCAAGGAUGAAGAUAGUACGGCUGAAGACGGGCAGGAGGAUUUCAGUAGCAGCAGUGAGAAGGAAGACGACGACGACGAGUUGGAGCGUGCUGUCGAUGCAGAGGAGCGUCAUUUAGUUGGUGAGGACGCAGGGGAUGCAGGGGAUUCCGAGGAUGAGGACGAAGAGGAAUCCUCGGAUGAUGAAGAUACGCCCAGAACGAGCUUUCAGGCCAGACUGAAGAAAGUGCGCGACAGAGCGUACAAGCGCAAGGCUGACGCCGAAGAUGGAGACUCUAGCGAUGAGGCCAUGUCAGUGCAGAUGACUAGGCGAGACGAGGAUGAUGCCUUCUUCGCCGAGAUCGAGGAAUUGCUUGAUCAGAACGAUGCAAUCUUGACGGGCAAAGACCGGAAAGCACGUUCGGACCUAUUCCGUGCUGUCGCCAAUGGUGACUUUGAGAGCGAGGACGAAUUCGAAAGUAUGAUGAGGCCUGCUGCCCGCAAGAAAGAUAAGCAUCUUCCCAGUGAGCUGCAAGCACAAUGGGACAAUGAUCGUGCCAAGAAGGCAGAAAAUAAACGGAAGAGGGCAGAAGCCAGGUUGGCAGCCGCGGCUGAUCCUCUAGCAGUGCACAAAGGUGGCAAGAAGGGCCUCAAAGCGAUGCUUGCUGCCGCGAGGCUGGACGCUUCCAUCGAGGUACCCAAUCGAAUCACCGACCUCGCCUCGUUGGAGCAGCAGAUACGACGAUUCAUCGCGGAUAUUGGGGGAAAGCCGACAAUGGCGCUGCCACCGGCCGACAAGGAGACGCGGAAGAAGAUACACGAGCUCGCAGGCGCGUUCAACUUGAACAGCAAGAGCAAAGGAACGGGCAGCAUGAGGUAUACUACGCUCACAAAGACCACGCGCAGCGGUAUCCGUACCAAUGAGCGGAAAGUGAACGCUAUCCUGAAGAGAAGCGCGGGAACAUGGGGCGCGCCUGGCAAAGGAAAGGGUCAGAAUAUCUCCCUCGCGAAGCAUCGUGAGGGAGAAGAGGUUGGCAAGGCUGCACCGAAGAUUGGGGAGUCGAACAUCGGGUUCAAGAUGUUGGCGGCGAUGGGCUGGGCGGAAGGAGACCGAAUUGGAUUAUCAGGCGGCCUGGAGGCGCCUUUGACUGCAAUCAUGAAGAAGACUAAGCUCGGUCUCGGGGCGACCCUUGUAGAGAAGUAA
Postia placenta MAD-698-R-SB12 is the source of this 2745-nucleotide messenger RNA. RefSeq lists its product as hypothetical. Lineage: Eukaryota; Fungi; Basidiomycota; Agaricomycetes; Polyporales; Adustoporiaceae. Gene Ontology annotation, molecular function: nucleic acid binding. The record is from RefSeq and is a predicted model, not a curated record. The coding region runs from base 1 to 2745 and encodes 914 amino acids. The transcript is spliced from 6 exons.